Molecule: messenger RNA, 901 nt
Organism: Solanum tuberosum (potato)
Lineage: Eukaryota; Viridiplantae; Streptophyta; Magnoliopsida; Solanales; Solanaceae
Product: trans-resveratrol di-O-methyltransferase-like
Exons: 1
Coding region: 82-885 (267 amino acids)
Molecular function (GO): protein dimerization activity; O-methyltransferase activity
Source: RefSeq, a predicted model, not a curated record
AGUCUAUAGAGAAAUUACAUAUCAAUCAAAAAGAAAAAAAAAGUGAAUAUUAUUCUACAAAGUUAUAACAAUUUUAUUAAAAUGGUUGUGCCAAUUGUAGGUGAGCAUGAGACUGAAAUUCUUCAUGCUCAAACUCACAUAUGGAACCAUAUUUUUAGUUUCAUAAAUUCCAUGUCACUCAAAUCAGCUAUUCAAUUAAACAUCCCAGACAUAAUUCACAAACAUGGCAAACCCAUGACACUUGAUGAAUUAGCUAAUGCCCUAUCAAUCAACAAGUCCAAGAUCACUCACCUUCGACGUCUCAUGCGAAUUUUAAUCCACUCAGGAUUUUUCCUCAAGUUCGCGAUGAUCCCUUUAGAAGAGGGAUCAUCAGGAUCAGGAGAAGGGGAGGGCUAUGUCCUGGCCCCUCCAGCUCGUCUUUUAUUGAAAGACGAGCCAUUAACAGUUACACCUUUUUUACUAGCAAUGUUGGAUCCAAUUUUGGUUAAGCCAUGGCAUCAUGUAAAUGAGUGGUUUAGUAGUGAUGAACCAACACCUUUUGAGGUUGCACAUGGGAGAACAUUUUGGGAUUAUGCUGGACAUGAACAAAGGUUAAAUCAUUUUUUUAAUGAUGCAAUGGCUAGUGAUGCUAAGUUGGUUAUGAGUGUUGUAAUGAAAUAUUCUAAAGAUGUUUUUGAGGGAUUAAAUUCUAUUGUUGAUGUUGGUGGUGGUACUGGGACUGUGGCUAAAACUAUUGCUAAAAAAUUUCCUAAUUUGCAAUGUACUGUGUUUGAUUUGCCUCAUGUGGUUGAAGGACUUGAAGGAAGUGACAACUUGUCAUAUGUUGGUGGAGAUUUCUUUGUGUCCGUUCCUCCUGCUGAUGCUCUUCUACUCAAGGUAAUCUGACUACUUUUUUUCCGAU